Messenger RNA from Myxocyprinus asiaticus (Chinese sucker), 2025 nucleotides. RefSeq names its product SAP30 binding protein (gene sap30bp). The coding region runs from base 46 to 804 and encodes 252 amino acids. The transcript is spliced from 11 exons. The record is from RefSeq and is a predicted model, not a curated record. Lineage: Eukaryota; Metazoa; Chordata; Actinopteri; Cypriniformes; Catostomidae. Gene Ontology annotation, biological process: regulation of DNA-templated transcription. Gene Ontology annotation, cellular component: nucleus.
ACGAAAUAUAGAAAGAAUCGUCAUCGGUGUGCGCCAGCGCGGAUCAUGGCGAGCAGUAAAAAGAGUGCGCUUCUUUCCUCUCUAGCGGCUUAUGGAGAUGAUUCAGAGCCAGAUUCGGACCCAGAUUCCGACGAGCAAGAAUCUGAAUCUCACGGCGGAUUGGUGUCGGCCAGUUACGGGGUGGAUGACGUGAUUCGCCUGGAGGAAGCAGAUGAAAAGGGCUCAGAGAAUGAGGACAGUGAUGACAGCACCAGAAAUUCGGAAGAUGAGGAGUCAGACUCAGGGCGAGCCCAAGAUGAUGUGAAGGAUGUGCAGGAAGGGGAGACCAAAGACCCCCAAGAGCUUGUUGCACAGUUUUCCGAGAGGGUUCGGAACAUGUCGCCUGAUGAGAUCCGAAUUCCUCCUGAACCACCUGGGCGUUGUUCCAGUCAUCUGCAGGAAAAGAUAUAUAAACUUUACGAACGGAAGCAACAUGGAGACUUCGACACAAACAGCCACAUACAGAAGAAGAAAGAGUUCCGCAACCCAAGUAUUUAUGAGAAGCUAAUCCAGUUCUGUGGCAUCGACGAACUUGGAACCAAUUAUCCAAAAGACAUGUUUGACCCCCAUGGCUGGUCGGAGGAUUCCUAUUAUGAGGCACUAGCCAAAGCUCAGAAAGUGGAAAUGGACAAAUUGGAAAAAGCCAAAAAGGAGAGGACCAAGAUUGAGUUUGUGACGGGCACCAAAAAGGGCACCACUACUAAUGCAGCGGCCAUGACCACAAAUACCACAACUGCCUCAUCUACAGUUAUAUCUUUCAAGUGACACAGCUUCAUUUCAACAAAGUCAAGCAGCUGUGAAGGGGGAGAGCAUGAUAAAACUCUUGUUGGUAUUUGCUUAUUUAUUCAGACAUGUCAGUUAUCUGUUCACAUGUUGAUUUUAUUUAUCACAUAAUCAAGUCUGAUACAAUUAACCUGGAAAUGCACAUAGGACAAUGUUAAUAAUGUCAUAAUAAUGUAAUAAUUGUAACACAUUGAAAUAAAUAAUAAGCACUUUAAUGUCAAUAUACAGUCCUAUAUAUUUAAUGUGUAUAUAAUAAUGUUAUACAAGUAACAAUAAACAACAUAUAAGAUUGUGAAGGACAGACUUUAUUUACACCAUGAGACUAAAAUGUGAACAUAUUAGUCAUAUACACUAAUAUGCCUUGGUUGCUUUCUAUGUAUUCUUCAUGAGUUAAAAGCAGCUCUUACAUUCAUGCGGACGGGACCAUCACAGAUGUUUUGUAAUAAUGUGACCAAAUCAGACCAGAAAACAAAACAUUUAUAACUAUUGAUUGGGAGAUGUUUACAACGAUGUACUCGCCUGUCACACAUCUGACUUUCGGGGAUGAAUCAUGGAUAAAAUAUAUUUAAAUGUCUGCGAAAGUCAAAUUUGGCAAUAUUUGUGCUGAGCUGAGACCUGUAUACAGUUUUCCUGGGACUUCGUAUGGAUCAAAAGCAAUUUUUUCACGGGCGUUUUUUCAAUCACCGCCAUUGUUUCCUCAUGCUGAUGGUCACAAAUAUGGCGGCUGCAAGGAAAAAGUGAUGUCACUGAAACCGGUCAAUAUCUACUGCUAACCAACAGUUACAGUUACUGCUUGUUGAACACAUACAUUAAAGGGACAGUUCACCCAAAAAUGAAAAUUAUCUCAUGAUUUACUCCCCCUCCUGGCAUCCCAGAUGUGUAUGACUUUUUCGUCUGCAGAACACAAAUUAAGAUUUUUUAAAGAAUAUUUCAGCUCUCAAGAUUGGAAGUCCUCACAAUGCAAGUGAAUGGGUGCCAAAAUUUAGAAGCUCCAAAAAACACAAAGGGAGUAUAAAAUCCAUACUACUCCAGUGGUUAAAUCCAUGUCUUCAGAAGCGAUAUGAUAGGUGUGUGUGAGAAACAGAUAAAUAUUCAAGUCAUUUUUUUAUCAAAAAUUCUCCUCCCUGCCCAAUAGGGGGCAAUAUGCAGGAGGAGGAAAAUGUCAAAGUGAAAGUGAAGUGGAGAUUGACUGGGCAGGGAGGA